Molecule: messenger RNA, 1719 nt
Organism: Linum tenue
Lineage: Eukaryota; Viridiplantae; Streptophyta; Magnoliopsida; Malpighiales; Linaceae
Source: the annotation of a GenBank genome assembly
CUUUAGUAAUCAAAUCAUCUUUAACUUCACGAUUGCUGGAGACUCUUCAUCAUUUUGCAGGGGAGAAGUCCAAAUUCAAUUUACAACCAGUAAGCAGUGAGAAGAUCAUGAGGUCUACACCUACAACAAAUCAGCAGCAGCAGCAGAAGCCACAUGCUGUGAUACUGCCAUUCCCAGCUCAAGGCCAUGUCAACCCACUAAUGCAACUAGCCAAGCUCUUACAUUCCAAAGGCUUCCACAUCACCUUCGUCAACACCGAGCACAACCACAGGCGCCUGGUCCGAACCAGAGGCCCUGAAUCCGUCAAGGGUCUCCCCGAUUUCCAGUUUCGAGCGAUCCCCGAUGGGCUGCCGCCGUCGGACAAGGAUGCCACUCAAGACCCUCCUGCCAUUUCUCACGCCACGCAGAACUACUGCCUGCAACCAUUCAUGGAGCUGAUGGGAAAGCUCAAUUCAACUAGCUCUGCGGGAUUUCCUCCAGUUACAUGUAUGGUUUCAGAUGGAAUCAUGACCUUAGGGAUCAAAGCUGCCGAAUUGUUGGGGAUCCCCCACGCUACCUUCUGGACUGCCUCGGUUUGUGGGCUCAUGGGUUAUUUGCAGUUUGGUGAGCUCAUUGGAAGAGGCAUAUCUCCUCUCAAAGAGGCCAAUUUCACGGAUGGAACACUUGAGAUGCCUUUGGAAUGGAUUCAAGGAAUGAACAAUAUCCGUCUGAGGGAUCUACCAAGCUUCGCAACAACGACUGAUGCGGAAGAUAUAAUGUUCAAUCACCUGAAAACUGAAGCAGAGAACUCGAUGAAAUCGAACGCGAUUAUCUUCAACACUUUCGACGCAUUUGAGGAACAAGUGCUAGCCGCUAUUAGGACCAAGUUUCCUCGUGAGAUCUACACAAUCGGUCCACUCCACUUGCUUGGUAACGCGAUGUCGGAGCCCAAAAGCACUGAAACUAGCUCCAUCAGUUCAAACUUCUGGAAAGAAGACCGUGAGUGUACGAAAUGGCUCGAUGGAAGAGAGCCGCAGUCGGUCGUUUAUGUCAACUACGGAAGCGUGACAGUCAUGUCCGAAGAGCACAUGAAGGAGUUCGCGUGGGGGCUCGCAGAGAGCAAGCGCCCGUUUCUUUGGAUUGUGAGAGGAGACGUUGCAAUGGGGGAUUCAGCAAUGUUACCACCGGAGUUUCUGAAGGAAAUCGAGGGUCGUGGGUGCUUAGCUAGUUGGUGCACGCAGCAGGAAGUGCUCUCGCAUCCUGCUGUGGGCGCUUUCCUGACACAUUGUGGAUGGAAUUCGGUGAUGGAGAGUGUCUCGGCUGGCGUCCCUAUGAUAUGUUGGCCCUUUUUCGCGGAACAGCAGACGAACUGCAGAUAUGCUUGCAGCGAGUGGGGGAUUGGGGUGGAGCUGAGCCACGAUGUGAAGAGGAAUGAGGUUGUGGAUGCGAUUGAGGAGAUGAUGAGUGGAGAGGAAGGGAAGGCGAUGAAGCGUAAGGCCCUGGAGUGGCGAAAGAAAGCGAGGGAAGCUGUUGGAGUUGAAGGGUCUUCCUUGAAUAAUUUCAUGAGAUUCGUUGAAGAUCAUAGUCAUUGAUACAGAAGGGCACGAGUGUGAAGAGAGCAUAAUCCUUGUGUUAAUUAUGUCUUUGCAUUCUGAUAUCAUUGUAAUUUGAUAUGAGUAGUGCCUGCCCGCCCAGAGAAGGGAAUCAACUCUAUCUCACUUUCUUUUAUACAUGAAACGU